GGAAGGUUCAGCGGGCUAGAGAGAUCCAAAGUCAAACUAAGCUGCUACCAUUACAUUGGCAUCCACCACCUCUCUCUCUCUCUCUCUCUCUCUCUCGUUCUCUCUGCAAGUCAAGGCCAUGUUUUCAAGCAGUCAAACACUUCCGAGCAGAAUCCACAAUAGCACAAUAAGAUCAUCUGGAUCAUCUCAUCUUUAUUAAUGAGAGAUUUAGAUGGAAGAAAGGCGAGACAAGAGGCAACGGCAAUACCUGCAAAUAGAAAAAAGCAGCGAUGAGACUCAUCCCUUCAACCCUUACUCUGCUUAUUCCGACCGCUUCAACAUUGAUGGCCGCUUGAAGCGAUCAGGCAUUGUUUGGACUGCGACUUCGCACAUAAUCACAGCUGUGAUAGGGUCAGGGGUUCUAUCAUUGGCAUGGGCGGUGGCGCAGCUUGGAUGGGUGGCUGGCCCCAUUGCGAUGGUGUUUUUCGCCUUAAUCACCUUCUACACUUCCGACCUACUCUCUCAAUGCUGCUGGUCCGGUGACCCAACCGCUAGAACCAGAAACCACACCUACAUGGAUGCUGUCAAAUCUAACUUAGGGGGACGAAAAGAGAUGCUUUGUGGAACAAUCCAAUAUUUGAGUUUGUUUGGUGUUGCAAUAGGCUACACAAUUGCAGCUUCAACAAGUAUGAUGGCAAUCAAAAAAACUAGUUGUAUUCACAAGAGUAGAGGCAAAGAUCCAUGUAAAAUGUCAAGCAAUCUGUAUAUGAUCGGAUUUGGAAUCAUUGAAGUGAUCCUUUCUCAGAUCCCAGAUUUUAAUCAACUAUGGUGGCUAUCCAUAGUUGCAGCAAUCAUGUCUUUCACCUACUCUGUAAUUGGCCUUGGUCUUGGCAUUACUAAGACAGUAGAGAAUGGUAGCUUUAAAGGAAGCUUGAUGGGAGUUAGCAUAGGGGAAGCAAGCAUAGAAGGUGUAACCCUAAUGCAGAAAAUUUGGAGAAUUAUGGAAGCUCUUGGAGCUAUUGCCUUUGCUUAUUCUUACUCUGUCAUUCUCCUUGAGAUUCAGGAUACAUUAAAAUGUCCUCCAGAAGAGUAUAAAACCAUGAGAAAAGCUACCUCAAUCAGUAUCACUGUAACUACAGUGUUCUACAUGCUAUGUGGAUGCAUGGGCUAUGCUGCAUUUGGAGACAAGGCACCAGGAAAUCUUCUUACAGGCUUUGGAUACUUCAGUGCCUACUGGGUGCUUGACAUUGCUAAUGUUGCAAUUGUGGUGCAUUUGAUUGGAGCAUAUCAGGUAUAUUGCCAACCACUAUUUGCAUUUGUGGAGAAUUGGAGUAAAAACAAAUGGCGGAAUAGCGAUUUCAUUGGAAAGGAAUGUGAGUUACCCAUUCCUAUCUAUGGUUGCUAUGAACUCAACCUUUUCCGUCUAAUAUGGAGGACAGUCUUUGUUGUGGCAACUACAGCCAUAGCCAGUCUUCUACCAUUCUUCAAAGAUGUUGUGGGAAUACUUGGAGCACUUGGGUUCUGGCCACUGACUGUUUACUUCCCAGUUGAGAUGUUCAUUGUAGAAAAGAAGAUAGAAAGAUGGACAAGUGAAUGGCUUGGGCUUCAGAUACUGAGUCUUGCUUGCCUCUUGAUCACUAUAGUUGCUGCAUUUGGGUCUAUCGCUGGAGUUCUUAUCGACCUCAAAACUUAGUUUAAUUUCUGCAUUUCUAAGCAACGGUAAAUUAAGCAGGAAGUAUGUGGUUUUGAGUUCGACUCCUAUUACCUUCUAGAGGUCACUCACACGGGGUGUUUAGUGCUCUUAAAUGUCCCCCAAAUAGAUACCUUAAUUGAGCAAUUGCCUUUAUGGAUCUCUAGGCCUCAUCCUCAUAUCCUCCUCCCGUGUCAUUGAUGUUUCCCAAUUACCAUUUUCCGGCGAUCAUCUCGGUGAUGAUGUUUAAGCUCAGGUGGUUGAACCACUGCUCCAUCUUCACCUUCAGUACUGGAUUAUGGGUACCUCUAUUCUUGGUUCAAAGUGAGUACAAUUCUUUGAUGGAUAUGUUUAUAACAUUGGCUCUCUUACUUGCUUCAACUUGUCAAGGUGGGCUCUGGAGAGGAGCUUAAGAGUGGAUAUUUUGGGCUUCUCUUCGUCCCUUUGUUUUGUGACUGUUAAGUUUUCUCUCCAUAAAGAAUAGAGAAAGAAGAUUAAG
This is a messenger RNA of Macadamia integrifolia, 2168 nucleotides long. RefSeq names its product amino acid permease 3-like. The record is from RefSeq and is a predicted model, not a curated record. Gene Ontology annotation, cellular component: plasma membrane. NCBI's taxonomy places the organism in Eukaryota, Viridiplantae, Streptophyta, Magnoliopsida, Proteales, Proteaceae. The coding region runs from base 212 to 1672 and encodes 486 amino acids. The transcript is spliced from 8 exons.